AUGCCCCAACGACGCGGUGCGCAGCAGAGCGCAGAUACAAUCCGGAUACUUGUCGCCACAGAUAGCCAUGUCGGAUAUAACGAACGCGAUGCAGAGCGAAAGGACGACAGUUGGAGGACAUUCCACGAAGUCAUGUGCCUAGCGAAAGAACACGAUGUGGACAUGGUACUGCAUGCUGGAGACCUCUUUCACGAGAACAAGCCGUCGAGGAAGUCCAUGUACCAUGUCAUGAAAUCACUGCGUCAGAACUGUCUCGGCGAGAAGCCAUGCGAACUGGAGAUGCUGAGCGACGCGAGCGAGAACUUUGGAGGCAUGUUCGACCACGUCAACUACGAGGAUGAAGAUAUAAACAUUGCUAUACCUGUGUUUGCCAUUCAUGGUAAUCAUGACGACCCGUCAGGCGAAGGCUCGUUCUCUCCUCUCGAUCUGUUGCAGGCGUCUGGCUUCGUCAACUAUUUUGGUCGCACACCGGAAGUCGAUAAGAUCUCAGUGAAGCCUGUGCUACUUCAAAAGGGCGGCACCAAACUCGCUCUCUACGGUCUCAGCAACGUUCGUGAUGAGCGCUUGUUCCACACCUGGCGGGACGGUAAUGUCAAGUUCUUCCAACCUGGUAUGCAAAAGGACGAGUGGUUCAACCUAAUGAGCGUGCAUCAAAAUCAUCAUGCACAUACGCCGACCAGCUAUCUUCCCGAGAACUUCCUACCAGAGUUUAUGGAUCUUGUUGUAUGGGGCCACGAGCACGAAUGUUUGAUUGACCCGCGAUACAACCCUGAGAUGGGCUUCCAUGUCAUGCAGCCCGGCUCCUCGGUGGCUACGUCAUUGAUGCCUGGAGAGGCGGUUCCCAAGCACGUUUGCAUCUUGAGCGUCACUGGCAAGGAAUUCACAACUGAGAACAUCCGCCUGAAAACAGUCAGACCCUUUAUUAUGAAAGAAAUUGUGCUUGCAGAAGAGAGGGAAAUUAAGGAAAAAGAGAUAUGGCGCGUCCGCGAUGUCAGCGAUAACCGUGCAAAGAUUACCCAAUAUCUGAACCAGGUUAUCGAGGAGUUAAUUCAAGAAGCGAACAGGGAGUGGCUUGAACUUCAAGAAGACAGAGAAGAAGACGAUGACAUCGAACCGCCAAAACCGCUUGUCCGACUGCGUGUCGAGUACACAGCUCCAGGAGGGGGUGAAUUUCAUUGCGAGAACCCGCAGCGUAUUUCGAAUCGCUUCAUGGGUAAGGUAGCCAACAUCAACGAUAUUGUACAGUUUCACCGGAAAAAGAAACCAGCGAACCGUGCAUUGAAGAGCACGGCUGAAGAGCCAGACGAGGAUAUCCUGGCUGAGCUUUCGAUUGACUCAGUCAAGGUCGACAAGCUGGUUAAAGAAUUCCUCACAGCUCAAACCCUGACAAUCUUGCCGCAGAAUUCCUUUGGAGAUGCAGUGUCCCAGUUUGUGGACAAGGACGACAAGCAUGCUAUGGAGACCUUCGUCGGAGACAGCCUCAAAAAUCAGCUCAAGCACCUCAUGGCCGCCAACGAAAUCGAAGAAGAGGAGAUUACCAAGGAGAUGGCGGAAUACCGCGAACAACUGGAGGAUCUGUUCGCUUCAGGACAGUUGAAGAAGACACGGAGGUCAAAGGUCAAACCUAAGCCAGCUGGAUGGGACAGUGACUUCGACGGGUCUUGGGCUGAUCAGCCUGCUGCUCUCGUCCGUUCUGACAAUGAAGGCGAGAAAUAUGAUGACGAUAGCUUGGCUUCCAUAACCACGAAGAAAGCUGCUCCACGCGGUCGCGACAAAGCAGCUGGCACAAGUCGUGCAACUGCCGCUGCUGCCAAAAAGGCCGCACCUAAGAAGGCUGCGCCAGUAGCCAGAGCUACAGGUGGCCGAGGCAAGAAAAAGGCUGUUGUCGAAGAAGAGGAAUCUGAUAACGACGAAGACGUGAUCAUGAUCGACGAUGACGACGAUGAAGAAGUCCCAGAAGAAGAUGACGAAGAUAGCGCGGAAGACCUUUUCGUUGCCUCUCAGAAGAAACCUCCUGCAAGGAAGGCCGCUGCGAGGACGACAACCAAACCCCCGGCGAAGGCCAAGUCGCCGGCUAAGAAGACGACGACUACAAGGGCCAAGGCGGGUUCUGCGGCUACGCAAACAAAGUUGAACUUCUCGCAGACGCUUACGAAGCGUAGUCAGCCCACGCGGGCUGCGCCGUCGAGGGCAAAGAAGGCUGUGCAGGAGCCUAGUGAUGAUGAGAUUGAGUCUGAUGACGCUUUUGAGUCGGCGCCGCCGCCAAGUGCUAGACCCACGAGGAGGAGGUAA
Messenger RNA from Alternaria burnsii, 2292 nucleotides. Its product is annotated as dna repair exonuclease. Bases 1 to 2292 code for a protein of 763 amino acids. The transcript is spliced from 3 exons. Gene Ontology annotation, cellular component: Mre11 complex; nucleus. The record is from RefSeq and is a predicted model, not a curated record. Gene Ontology annotation, biological process: mitochondrial double-strand break repair via homologous recombination; double-strand break repair via homologous recombination; mitotic G2 DNA damage checkpoint signaling. Gene Ontology annotation, molecular function: DNA endonuclease activity; manganese ion binding; 3'-5'-DNA exonuclease activity. Lineage: Eukaryota; Fungi; Ascomycota; Dothideomycetes; Pleosporales; Pleosporaceae.